Messenger RNA from Ilyonectria robusta, 3123 nucleotides. RefSeq lists its product as uncharacterized. Gene Ontology annotation, molecular function: calcium-dependent cysteine-type endopeptidase activity. Gene Ontology annotation, biological process: proteolysis. The record is from RefSeq and is a predicted model, not a curated record. The transcript has 6 exons. The coding region runs from base 300 to 3017 and encodes 905 amino acids. Gene Ontology annotation, cellular component: cytoplasm. NCBI's taxonomy places the organism in Eukaryota, Fungi, Ascomycota, Sordariomycetes, Hypocreales, Nectriaceae.
AUACUCCUCCCUCCCACUUCUUCCCCAUUCCUGCCGUCCAGUUCCUCUCCCGUCUACCUACUUGCUUAUGUCCCGUCGUGCAACGGUGGGACAUCAGUCAAUUGCCUCAAAGUGAGUAUCGUCCAGCGAAAAGAAUACAUCAAAUUAAGUGGAAGCUUGAUACCUUGCUUCUCACCCACCGCAGGGACGCAUUGAGCUUGGCAUAUCCGAUUGGAUUAUUCGCCAUUCCGACGUUCGAUUUCACAAAGACACAAUUCAGCCAUAUUUUCAAAUCUCAAUAACCCCCAUCACCGGCCAAAAUGUCCGUCGCCUCAUCCCGCUCCUCCUCCAGGCCUCCCCCACCGCCACCGGAAGCGGAGGCGGCCAAGCCCGUGAAGCGGAACAAGCAGACGCCGCAGGAGACCAUUGACGAGUUUUGGUCCAAAUUUACAACCAAGAAGCCUGGCAAAGCCACGACCGUCAUUCCUGCCAACAACUAUACCGACAUCGUUGCCAAGAAGAACAAGAAGAUUGAGGCCAAAAACACCCAGGCCUCCUACGAAGAUGCCGCGGCCAUGUGCCGUGCCAAGGUCGAGAAGAUUGUCAAAGAGUGCCGCCGCAUUAACAAAAAAUAUCGGGACACGCCCCAUUUCGACAUCGAGGCCGACCUCAAGGGUGGCUCCCGCGAUUGUCUCCAGGCGCUUUCCAACGUCAAGGAUGAUGAUGACUGUGGGAACGACCUCCAGCCGCAGAGUGUCAAGAGAGUUGAGGACAUUUUCGACAACCCUUGUUUUUACAUCGACGGCCCAACUGCGAACGAUGUGAGGCAGGGACGUGAUGGAGACUGUUGGUUAAUGGCCGCUCUCUGCACUCUAAGCAACAAAAAGGGCCUCAUUGAGAAACUCUGUGUUGCCCGUGACGAGGCUGUUGGUGUCUACGGUUUUGUUUUCUAUCGUGACGGCGAGUGGAUCUCAGAGAUUGUCGAUGACUUCCUAUACCUCAUCAAGCCUGACUACGACGAAGGGUUCUUUGACCGAAUCUUGUUUGACGAUGUUGAACGCGUCAACUCAGACGAGGCAUACCGCAGAGUUUACCAGUCCAACAGUGGUGCCCUCUACUUUGCCCAAUGUGCCCAUCCGCAGGAAACAUGGCUUCCUCUUCUUGAGAAGUGCUAUGCCAAGGCGCAUGGAGACUACGCCUGUAUUGAAGGCGGCUUUGGCGGCGAGGGUAUUGAGGAUCUAACUGGAGGCAUCACCUCCGAGCUCUGGACCACAGAUAUCCUUGACAAGGAACGCUUCUGGAAGGAGGAGUUGAUGAAAGUCAAUGAGGAAUUCCUCUUUGGCUGCAGCACUGGUAUCUGGGGAAAUGGUUGGGGAGACAGAAAGGGAAUUUACGAGCUCCACGCCUAUUCCAUCCAAAAGGCUGUUGAGAUUGAUGGCGAGCGUCUGCUUCGUCUCAAGAACCCCUGGGGCAAGGGAGAGUGGACAGGUGCUUGGAGUGACGGUUCAAAGGAAUGGACCGCUGAGUGGCUUACGAAGCUUGACCACCGCUUCGGCGAUGAUGGAGACUUCUGGAUCUCAUACAAGGACCUCCUUCGCAAGUACCAGGCCUUUGAGCGGACACGACUCUUUGGCCCUGAAUGGCGCGUGUGCCAGUCCUGGACCACACUGACUGUCCCCUGGAAACUCGACUAUCAAGACACACACUGGAAGUUUAGCAUAUCAAAGUCCGGCCCUGUGGUCGUCGUUCUAUCUCAACUGGAUGACCGCUACUUCCGCGGUCUCGAAGGCCAGUAUGCCUUCAGUCUCGCCUUCCGGAUUCACAAGGCAGGCCAUGAGGAUUAUCUGGUCCGGAGCCAGACUCCCCUACGUAUGACGCGAUCAGUCAACGUAGAGCUGGAGUUGGAGGCUGGCGAGUACGAAGUUCGCGUCAAGGUUGAUGCCACCCGUUAUGAGCAUCUACUACCCGUCGACGAAGUCAUCAAGAAGAAUGCCAAAGAACGCCGUGAAAAGCUGGUCCGAAUCGGGCUAGCAUAUGAUCUCGCUCAUAGCAAGGGAAGAAUCAUCGAGACAGACGAGGAGAAGGCAGCCAGGGAGGCUCACGAGAAGAAGGUCAAGGACAAGGCCAGGGGUGAAAUCAGGAAGAAAUUUCUGGAAUCGCGAGAAGAGAGCCAUUAUCUCGCCACAAAGAGGCAUCAGAGGUAUCUCAAGAAGCAUCUUCAGAAGAAGGAGAAGCAACGGGCAAAGUUGGCCGAAAAGAAGGCUAGUAAAGCAAAGGCAAAGGCCGAAAAGGCUGCUGCCAAGGCUAAGGCCGCGGAGUCUGAAGAACAAAAGGACGCCGAGAAAACACCGGAAACCACUGAGGAGACCGUAAAGGUCACCGAUGAUCAAGCAAAGGUUGCGACUGUGGCAGAGCAGACGACCACCACAGAGGCGGGGCCUCUGACCCCCGCGUCCAACACAGACGAGGAUGCCGUCGACUCCGAGGAGGCGACCAAGGAGAAGUCUGAAGAUGCUAAGGCAGAGAAUGACGCCGUAGAAAAGAAGGCAGAGGAGACGGAAGAGGAAGACAAAGAUGAGGAAGAAGAGGAAGAAGAAAGCGAACCAGAAAGCGACGAUGACGACAUCAGCAGUGUUGGCGCUCUGUCUGAUCUCUCUGAGCGCGAAUUGGAGAUCGCUAUCACCGCCCGUGAGCCGCCAGCUCCGGCCGAAACCCCUGAGGUGUUGGAAGAAGAGCCAGAUGAGUUUGAAAAGGACCCAUGGAACGCUGUUGUAGUCGUCAGUCUGCGAGUCUACCACAAGGUCACGACCGAAAACGAUGAUGAGGAGGCGGUCAAGCUCAAGGUCAUUCGCCCAAUCCACUACGACGACGACGAUGACGACGCCGAGAACAAGGAGGGCACAGAUUGCAAGACCACGGGCCUGGAUGUGGAUGAUAGCGCCAAGGAUGCCACCUUGGACGGAGAUGCCAAGGAUAAGAAGAAGAGUAUUUUGGGAGAUGGUCGUAAGCCAGGUUCCGCGGGACGAGGUACUCUCUAAGGCAGGUAAAUUGACAUAGCUAAGGCGGAUUCGGUCAUUGUCACAGGUUGGAAUCACUCUCAUCCUAUUUCCGAUUACUUUCAAUACGACUUGUGAUUUCAUGAUG